Yarrowia lipolytica CLIB122 is the source of this 1785-nucleotide messenger RNA. RefSeq lists its product as uncharacterized. The record is from RefSeq and is a predicted model, not a curated record. Gene Ontology annotation, biological process: protein histidyl modification to diphthamide. NCBI's taxonomy places the organism in Eukaryota, Fungi, Ascomycota, Dipodascomycetes, Dipodascales. Gene Ontology annotation, molecular function: diphthine-ammonia ligase activity.
AUGAAAUUUGUUGCUCUCGUGUCCGGUGGAAAGGACUCGUGCUUUAGCAUUCUACAAUGCAUAGCAAACAACCACGAGCUGGUUGCUUUGGCCAACUUACAUCCACCUCAGCAAGAGACUCAUGAGAUGGACUCCUACAUGUACCAGACAGUUGGUCACAACGUGGUAGCACAAUACUCCGAUUUAUUGGGCGUUCCACUCUACAGGAAAGCCAUUAAAGGUAGUGCUGUUACACAGAAGCUGGACUAUGCACCCGUCAACAAUGACGAAACAGAAGACCUAUACGAACUCUUGACAACCGUCUUGGAAGACCAUCCCAUGGUGAAGGCAGUGUCUGUAGGUGCCAUUCUGUCUUCUUACCAAAGAACAAGAGUUGAGAAUGUCUGCCAGAGACUCGGCCUAAUAUCCCUAUCUUACUUAUGGCAGCGAGACCAGGUGGAACUCCUUGAUGAAAUUGUCAAGAGUAAACUGGAUGCCAGGAUAAUCAAGGUGGCGGGGAUGGGCUUGAAACCCCAGACCCACAUUGGUAAAAGUUUGGCUGACAUUCAACAAGAGCUUUUGCUUCUUCACGAGAGGUUUGGAUUGCAUCCAUGCGGAGAAGGCGGCGAGUAUGAAACGCUUGUGCUAGGCGGACCUUCAUCUCUAUUCAAAAAGAAGUUGACGAUCGAGAAACUGCAUAUCGAAGAGGACAAAGCCGAUGUCGCUUAUGCAAAAAUGCAGGUGAUGGUUGAAGACCAGGAAAAACUCGAGGGAGAGAUUGUUAUUCCUGAGCUGCUUGAUGAAGAGUUUGAAAACCUCAAAAAAAUGUUGGAUGGGGGAAAAAACUUCGAACCCAUAAACGCAGAGCAGACGGAAACAUACGAGGUCUCAUUAACCGCUUCUUCAAAUUCAGAAAUUAUCAUUCUAGCAGGCAUUUCUGGAGAGAUCGGUGAGAUCAUGGAGAAGGUAUGCGACCACCUGCGCACAAUGGGGCUAUCACUGGAGAACAUCACCUCAAGUUCUCUUAUUCUCAACGAUAUGAGCGACUUUGCUGAGGUAAACGAAAUAUACUCUUCUUACUUUACGGCUCCACUUCCGCCCGCGCGUGUUUGCAUCUCUGCUAGAUUGCGUGAAGGAAUAAGGUGCCAGCUAUCGGUAUCUGCAACACGUGACUUGGGCUCCAAAACCGGUCUUCAUGUCCAAUCUCGUUCAUACUGGGCGCCGGCUAACAUUGGACCCUAUUCCCAGACGAUUUCCUCUGGCGAGGUCACAUACCUGUCUGGACAAAUCCCUCUAAUCCCUGCCUCCAUGAGCUUGGUUGAAGAGCCAGGCCUGGCAGCUGUACUAUCUCUGCAACACCUGACCCGCGUGGCUCGAGAGGUCAAAAGUGAUUUUGCGGCGGUGGUGGGCUUCACCAGCUCCCCUGCCCUUAUUCCGAUUGCAGAAGAAACUUUCACAUCUUACUCACCUGGAACCCCUUUAAUCCUUGCAAGUGUAAAAGCUCUUCCUCGAAACGCCCUUAUUGAAUGGGCGGCCUUGGCAUACAAGAACUCUUAUUACUUGGGCCAACGUGAAAACAUCAAGUUAGUGUCUGUCUCCGGUUGCACAUCCAUCUCGUCCGUGCUGCAGUCGAUUUCACCUGACGAUGUCAUCAGUGUGACAUUAUAUGCAACCAACACCAGUCUAACAAACGACAUCAAUACCGCGCUGGAGGUGAUUCAAUGCAACACUGUCAGUUGCCUUGGUAGCACAUGCGAUGCAGCUGUUGUCCGCUACCGUCAGGAUGUAGAUAUAGACUCGGAAUAA